Pyrgilauda ruficollis (rufous-necked snowfinch) is the source of this 1988-nucleotide messenger RNA. RefSeq names its product jumonji domain containing 6, arginine demethylase and lysine hydroxylase (gene JMJD6). Gene Ontology annotation, biological process: phagocytosis. Lineage: Eukaryota; Metazoa; Chordata; Aves; Passeriformes; Passeridae. Bases 30 to 1325 code for a protein of 431 amino acids. The record is from RefSeq and is a predicted model, not a curated record. Gene Ontology annotation, molecular function: histone H4R3 demethylase activity; P-TEFb complex binding. The transcript has 8 exons. Gene Ontology annotation, cellular component: cytoplasm; nucleus.
GGGCGGUGACGGCCCCCAGCGCCGCCGCCAUGAACCACAAGAGCAAGAAACGGAUCCGUGAGGCGAAGCGCAGCGCCCGGCCCGAGCUGAAGGACUCGCUGGACUGGACCCGUCACAACUACUGCGAGACGUUCCCCCUCAGCCCCACCGCCUGCAAGGAUAACGUGGAGAGGGCAGAUGCACUCCAGUUAACAGUGGAGGAGUUUGUUGAGCGUUAUGAAAAGCCUUACAAGCCCGUGGUGCUGCUGAACGCUCAGGUGGGCUGGUCUGCCCAGGAGAAGUGGACGCUGGAGCGGCUGAAACGCAAGUACAGGAACCAGAAGUUCAAAUGUGGGGAGGACAAUGAUGGAUACUCCGUGAAGAUGAAGAUGAAAUAUUACAUCGAGUACAUGGAAACCACGCGUGAUGACAGCCCCCUGUACAUCUUUGACAGCAGCUAUGGAGAGCAUCCCAAGCGAAGGAAACUCCUGGAGGACUACAAGGUCCCCAAAUUCUUCACUGAUGAUCUCUUUCAGUAUGCAGGGGAGAAACGAAGGCCGCCCUACAGGUGGUUUGUGAUGGGCCCACCUCGUUCUGGAACAGGAAUUCACAUCGAUCCCUUGGGAACCAGUGCAUGGAAUGCCUUAGUGCAGGGACAUAAGCGUUGGUGCCUGUUCCCAACCAGCACCCCCAGAGAGCUGAUCAAAGUGACACGGGAAGAGGGGGGCAACCAGCAGGACGAGGCCAUCACCUGGUUCAAUGUCAUCUAUCCUCGGACACAGCUUCCCACCUGGCCCCCUGAGUUCAAACCCCUGGAAGUCUUACAGAAACCAGGAGAGACAGUCUUUGUGCCAGGUGGCUGGUGGCACGUAGUCCUCAAUCUUGACACGACUAUUGCCAUCACACAAAACUUUGCCAGCUGUACCAACUUCCCAGUGGUGUGGCACAAGACAGUAAGAGGGAGACCUAAACUGUCACGGAAAUGGUACAGGAUCCUAAAGCAGGAGCAUCCUGAAUUGGCAGCCUUGGCUGAUUCAGUUGACCUGCAGGAAUCUACUGGUAUUGCUUCUGACAGUUCUAGUGAUUCUUCCAGUUCAUCAAGUUCCAGCUCCUCCGACUCUGAUUCAGAGUGUGACUCUGGCUCUGAGACAGAGGGGAUGAUGCACCGCAGGAAAAAGCGGAGGACGUGCGGAAUGAUGGGGAACGGGGACACAACUUCCCAGGACGACUGCGUCAGCAAAGAGCGCAGCUCCUCCAGAGGCUUGCCAAAAGUUCUUAAGCAAAUUCCUUGCAGCUUGGUUAACCAGUGCUGCUGGAUUGGCUGCCUGCCUGCAUUAGAGUGCUGACCAGCUCUUGAGCUCUUGGAUGCUCCAGGAUUAGGGAAUCUUGUGGAGGCCGCAGCUACCCCUGAGGGAUAACGCCACCUACCCAGAGGCAGCUGCUGAUGGAAGCUCUGUUAGCAGCCAGCCAGCUCUGUUCUACUCCCUUCUGCUUCUAUUUCUCACACUCCUUAAGUUUUUGUUACUCUUCCUCAAUCCAGACAUCUUCGUUACGUGCUGUCCAAGGUUGGUUCCCUGUAGGGGAACGCCCCGACUGCGUCCUUUGUGCAAUGCUUCGUCCCCUCUGCACCCCGGGUGAGUGCGCUGUAACCCAGCUGUGGGGAAGGACAUUUCAUGGGUCACAGAACUGGCAAGGAAGGCAACGGUCAGUUUUUAAAGAACUCUUUUUAAAACCAGCAGGUAAAUGUAAAAACCUGCCUUGCUUUGACACUGUCAUAUGUUUACAUGUUGUCCUGUACACUUGAGGAAAGGAACACCAGCCCUUUUGGCCUAUCGGAACGACUGGUGGAUCUCACACCAGAAUUUUCUGAAGAACAAGGAGGAAAUGAGCUUCUGCAAGAACUGAGCUGUGGAAAAGUGAGUCCUUGGAUCUUACCCUGCUGCAGGAGAACAUUGCUGUCAGGGCUGGCACUUCCAAGUGUGUGUCUCAUAAAAUCCUGGAAUACGAAA